This is a messenger RNA of Brienomyrus brachyistius, 1798 nucleotides long. RefSeq lists its product as uncharacterized. NCBI's taxonomy places the organism in Eukaryota, Metazoa, Chordata, Actinopteri, Osteoglossiformes, Mormyridae. The coding region runs from base 9 to 779 and encodes 256 amino acids. The record is from RefSeq and is a predicted model, not a curated record. The transcript has 5 exons.
GAAUCGAUAUGGACAUUCAAGCACAUUUACUCUCCUGGGCUAUUUUGUCUUUCCUCUCAGGUGAGACCAGCGCAAACCUGCAAUGCUGCAAGGCAGGAGGAACUGUUUAUCUGCACAUACAGAAGACGAGCCAAAAACUCAGGGAUAUAAGAUGGAAACAUGAAAACAACAUCAAAUUUGAAAAUAAAUCUACAUCCUCAGCUGAAAUUUUUCAAAACCGGACACUUAAAAUUAGCAACAUCCAGAAGAACUGGACUGGUGACAUUACUGCAUUUGGAUAUGAUUCAGAUGGGAAACAUGUGCUGACAGAGACACAUCACUUGGUGGUGCUGGGUCACCCUGUGGUUGAAUUCCUCACUUGUACUCAUGGCACGUCUGUGUUGCACUGUGCUGAUGACAAUGGGGAAGAUACUCUGUACACAUGGACUGUCAGAGACGAUGUCCUGGGCGAGGAGAAGGUAUUCAGUAACAGCUGUAAACACAUUUCUGUGGAGGUGAUUUCAGGAAGCGUCCACUGCACAGUGCAAAAGAAGACCUGCAGUGCACAGAGCGAAUCGCUCUCCUUUUACUGCACCAGGAAAAGCUGGUGUUUCGAUGCUCUGAUCGGCGUCUCUGUCUUGCUGCUGUGCCUGAUUGUGGCUGGGAUUUCAUUCUUCAUUCUAAGGCGGCACAAAAAACACUUCUUUAAUGCCAGUUCAGGAGAUUCCAGUGUCUCACCAAGACCAGUUAAUGAAGACGUUGUUUACAGUGAAGUCAAAGUGGUAAAGCAGUGUAGAUAAUUUAUACUUCGAUAAUAUUGUUAUAAUACAGUCUUGUACAUGUACUUCUUGAUAUGUAGGUUAUUGGCUAGAAUAGUAUUUGUGGUGUAUCGUUUAACAUUGCCCUAAUCUUUACUUUUUUCCCCCUAAUUUUUAGUACCAUUUUUGAUAUUAUUUCUGUGUGUUCUUCUCUCUCUCUCUUACUUAAAAAUACCAAAAACGGAUAAUGGUUAAUGGGUGAUUUACUAUCAAUACAGUACAAUAUUGAUGUUUUUACUCAAAGACCUACAUGUGACUUAUAUAAUAAUGUUAAUGCAGAAAUGACUGAACGAGGAGAAAGUAGUUUAAAAAUGUUUACUGAGCAUCUUAAAGAGGACCUGAUCCAUGCACUGAAAAUGCAAAAUAAGGUGUAAUGCAUGACAGGGCAUGCAUGUUAUGUUUUUAUAUAGAGUUAGAGGUGAACAAUUGGUUGCCUCUGGAGAGAGCAUUUAAAAACGCAUAAUGCAUGGUUUGGAAUGCAUUAAACCACUUAAACUACAGUUACCGGACUUACUACCCCUUUGGCUUACUCGUUUGUACUUGAAGACAUUAUUUUCAUGUUCAGGAACUGAAAACAUAUUUAUUAGUUUAACUACUAUUUACUGUAGGCUUUGGUGGUACAGUAUUUGCGUGGUGAAGCUGUACAUUGGGAUCCUUCCCCGCAGCCGCUCCACAAAUUUUAUCGCCACAAUUUCAAAAUUCUGGAAUAAUGUUGCUUUUUAAAAUGUUUUUUUUUUUUUAAAUAAAAAAAUUAUUUGCUAAGACGUUUUUACUCUGUCAUAGGAAACAAAACUUAGCAACCUUUGCAAUUUUGAUGAUUAUUCCUUCUCAAUGUAAUGUUGUACAUGUUAAAAAGAAUCAGUUUAAAGUUUACUACCCCUGCUUUUGAAUGAACUCUGCAUGUGCUCUCCGCACCGACCAUAAUUUUCAUCCUUGCUGUUUAAAUCACUCAUAGAUGUGUUUUUGAUUAUUUUUUUAUUUUGAAGUCCUUUUUUGCUUUA